GAAAGACUUUGCCGAUAAUGAUUGAUCCGAUGGACUCAUCUGUGAAAGUUGCAGUGUUGUUGAUUCUUGUUGGAACCAGUAUAUUUCCAGUGAAAAAUGGUGUGAAUUCCCUACCAAUCUGUCCAGAUGGAGGAACUAACUGCCAAAUGUCAACAGGAGCUCUUUUUGAUAGGGCAGUGAAGCUUUCACAUUAUAUCCAUUCUCUCUCCUCUGAAAUGUUCAAUGAAUUUGAUGAACGAUUCACACCAAGUCGAAGAUUCUUAGCAAAGUCUGUUAUGAGUUGCCAUACCUCCUCAUUAAAUACUCCAGAAGACAAGGAGCAAGCACAGCAAAUUCAACAUGAAGACUUGCUGAACUUAGUGAUGCGAGUUCUGCGAUCUUGGAAUGAUCCUUUACUCCACAUGGUUGCAGAAGUUCAAGAUAUUAGGGAAGCACCAGAUACAAUCCUUUGGAAAGCUGUAGAAAUUGAAGAACAAACCAAAAGACUUCUAGAAGGCAUGGAAAAAAUUGUUGGAAGGAUUCAUCCUUUUGACUUGGAAAAUGAUGUUAACUCACUGUGGUCUGGCCCACCAGCAGCCCAAUCGGCAGAUGAAAAUUCUCGUCUUUUUGCCUUUUACAACCUGCUGCACUGCCUUCGUAGGGAUUCCCACAAGAUUGACAAUUACUUAAAGCUUCUGAAGUGUCGCCUUAUUCAUGAGAGCAACUGUUAGGAUUUCAUUUAGCUCAGCAUUUUUGUAGUAAAUCACAAGCCUAAAAUUGCAUUUCUUCUGUUUUGUGUAGUGAGAAAACAAUGACUACAUUUUUGUGGGAUAGCCUUGCAAACUGUUAAGUUGAACUUUACCUUAACCUUUGUUUGUCACAAACAAGUAAUACAAAAAUGCUAAAUUUGUCUAUUAAUUGCCUCUAUCAAUGAUUAGAAAUGAAAACUGAGCUUGUAAUUUUCUUAAUAAAUAAUUGUGCACUAGCA
Molecule: messenger RNA, 967 nt
Organism: Xenopus tropicalis (tropical clawed frog)
Lineage: Eukaryota; Metazoa; Chordata; Amphibia; Anura; Pipidae
Gene: prl
Product: prolactin, gene 1
Cellular component (GO): extracellular region
Molecular function (GO): hormone activity
Source: RefSeq, marked provisional